GAUGUUCUCGGGCUUCUCGCCAACAUCUCGCAGGUCGUUGACCUCCUCAUCAAGAUUGGGGUUAUGUGCUCCAUCUAUUGUGUGGAUGUCAAGAACGCCCCUCAAGAUGUGCGAAAGCUUCUCAAGGAGGUCGACCGGCUUACGGCCGUCGUCAAAGAACUCGAAUCACUACUGAGAAGCCCGAAAGGAGCCUCGAAACUCGAGUCACAACCCUUGCGCCAGGCGGUUUUCGACCUCCGAAAAUUGCUCGCUGAGCUGGUGGCAAAGCUUGAUCUGGGCGCGAAGCAUGCCAGAGCAAUAUGGCCGUUUAAAAGAAGGGAUAUUCACGAUAUUAUUGCUGCAAUUGAGCGGCAAAAGGCCAACAUUUUAAUAAACCUCAACGUCGAGCAAACGUCAAUCCUUCUGGACGUCCAUCAAGAGUUUGUUCUUUCGAAGCUUCGAAUUGCGGAGGCUGCCUCCUUCGAUGCGAAUGUCGACAGCGAGGAGUCUCAUUGUCUUCCGGGAACUCGCACAGAAAUCAUUCAACAAAUAAAACAUUGGAGCACCAGCCCUGACAGCAAAGCGAUCUUCUGGUUGAAUGGCAUGGCAGGAACUGGAAAGUCCACCAUCUCACGUACAGUCGCCCGGGCCUUCUUUAAGGACAGCAUGCUGGGUGCUAGUUUCUUCUUCAAGAGGGGCGAAGGUGAUCGUGGCCGAACGACAUUUCUGAUUACCACACUCACUGCUCAGCUGGUCCGUCGAAUGCCCUCCCUCGCUCCGCAAAUCCGCCGAGUGCUUGAAUUCGAGCCCCAGAUUCAUGAAAAAUCCUUGAGCGAUCAGUUCCAAAUGUUGAUUCUGGAUCCUUUGAAACAACAUGCAGGAAAUGGGCAGUCGUCAGAUUUGCUCAUUGUGGUCGACGCUCUCGAUGAAUGCGGCCUCGAGGAAAGCAUGAGGAUAUUGAUCAACGUCCUCUCGAACGCUCAAUACACUGAGAACCCACGACUCAAAUUCUUUCUUACCAGCAGACCAGAGUUGCCGAUUCGACUAGGAUUCGAGGAUAUCAGCGGAAUGUAUGACAAUAUGCUUCUUGCAGUAGUGUCGACUCCUACAAUUGAGCAUGACAUUGAGCUAUUCAUGCGCCACCAACUGGACAAGAUUAAGCAGGACUACAACAAGUCUGUAACACAACACCGCAAAAUAUCAGAUGACUGGCCCGGAUUGGCCAUUAUACAGAAGCUGGUCGCAUCAGCUAUUCCCUUGUUCAUCGUGGCCGCAACGAUCUGCCGAUUCCUCAACGACAGAAGAUUGGGAGGCCCGCCACAUCAACUAAAGCGAUUACUGGAAUACCGAAAUGCGAAACUAUCCGGCCUUGAUAUGACAUACCUUCCAGUCUUGGAUCGCCUAACUGCUGGCCUUACCGUAUCGAACAAGGAGGAUGUGAUGAACAAGUUCAGAUACCUGAUCGGAUCAAUCAUCACCCUGGCCAAGCCUUUGUCCAUACGAAGUCUUGCUCGGAUUCUCAAUGUCUCGACAGACGCUAUUGAAGACCAACUAGACGUAUUGCAUUCAGUACUUGGAGUUCCCAGCGACUUGGAUACCCCAGUGCGACUGCUACAUCUUUCAUUUCGAGAUUUCUUAGUGGACUCUGAGAAACAGCUUGACCUCGAAAGAUAUCCGUUCUGGAUAAAUGAACAGGAGGCCCAUGCAAAAUUGUUCCUGCAAUGCCUCAGAUCGUUAUCUAAUGACAACGUACUCAGAGAAGACAUUUGCUUUCUCAGAUCGCCGGGAACACUGCAAUCAGACAUCAGCCAAGACACUAUUGAUGCCUGUCUACCCGAUGCAGUCCAGUAUGCUUGCACGUAUUGGGUCUACCAUUUGACUUCCAGCAAUCGGAGCAUAUGUGACCAUGACGAGACACACAAGUUCCUAUCCAUCUACCUGCUGAAUUGGCUUGAAGCGCUUAGUCUCAUGAGACAAAGCGCAGAGAGCGUCCAUAUGGUAGACGACUUGAUACACAAGCUAGAGAGGUCAAAAACAGAAGUCAUCGGGAAAUUCUUGCGGGACAUACGCCGAUUUAUCCUCGCCAAUGUUGUCACGCUGGAAAAAGCGCCGCUUCAAAUUUACUCUUCCGCGCUUAUCUUUGCUCCAGAAAAUAGCAUUGUGAGGCAAAUGUUCAAAGAGAGUAUCCCUACAUGGCUCCGCACCUUGCCAGCAAUGCAGCCUCUUUGGGAUCCUUGCCUAGCCACCAAUGCAAACCAGCUUACAUCGAUCGUGAACCUUAUCACUAUACCAGCUAGUGAUAGGGUUAUAUCUCUUCCAAAAAUCGGAGGCGAAAUGAAGGUUUGGGACUUGAAGUCAGCGUCCUGCAUUGCGAUUCACAGCAACGUUUUGGCAAAAUCUGUUAGGGUCUCGCCUGACGGUACAGAAGUACUGUACAUGACGGGCCACAAAGUGCUCCAGGUCAUGGAAGCUGCAACGAGAAGUUGUAUAGGAGAGUACAGGGGCCACACCGACACCAUUACUUGCGCAGUGUUUUCGGCAGAUGGCCUGCAAUUCGCUUCGGGAGGUGAUACUGGCAUUGGACAUGCCAUUGGCAUCUGGAAUGUUCUAACGGCCACUUGCGAUGCUGUCUUAGAAGGUCACCGCGCUAACAUAUCUGAUAUCAUCCUAUCAAUGGACGAGAGCAAGAUCGCCUCUGCUUCCUAUGAUAAGACCAUUAGAGUGUGGGAUACUCGCGAGUGGACUUGCGUUGCAAUAUAUAAUGGUCAUGCUGAGGGUAUUUCCAGCCUUACUUAUUCAGCUGACGAGACGCUGCUGAUAUCAGGGGACCUCGCUGGUACAUUGAAGAUCUGGGAUACAAACGUUGAAACACAGGAAUCCAGACUGGAAGAGCACGAAGGCGCAGUUCUCGAAGUCAUGUUUUCCGCUGACAACAAGAGGGUCAUAACAACUUCCGGAGAUCAGACAGUGAGGCUAUGGGAUGCAGACUCCGAAAAGUACUGCGUCGGGGAACUCCUUGGGAUCUGCGGGCUUGCAAAUCAUAUGGAGUUUGACUCUACUGGGCUGAGCUUGAGAACCAAUGUGGGCACGCUUACGUUGAACCCGCUUCUUAGUUCACCUCCCAGUGGUAGAGCAGAGCUGCCGCUCAUCCCUCAGAUUGCGAAUACAUCUGGACUCGGUCUGAGCAAUGACGGAGAGUGGAUCACUUGGGACUCGUACAGGUUGCUUUGGUUGCCGCCCACAUAUCAAAUAUCGGCAGCAGAUAUCGAUGUCGCGACAUCUCGAAUCGCUCUUGGGUCUCGCCAUGGCCGGCUGCUCUUGAUAGGGGUC
Messenger RNA from Trichoderma reesei QM6a, 3309 nucleotides. RefSeq lists its product as uncharacterized. The transcript is spliced from 5 exons. Gene Ontology annotation, molecular function: protein binding. The record is from RefSeq and is a predicted model, not a curated record. Lineage: Eukaryota; Fungi; Ascomycota; Sordariomycetes; Hypocreales; Hypocreaceae. The annotation marks the transcript as partial.